AUGGCUGGUUCAGCACAAUGUGAGCCCGACUUCGACAUAUCGCAUUACAUCAACGAGUCGCAUUUCGCAAACGAGUUUAUCGAUUCUGAUGAAGGGAGUCCGCUUCCCGACCUGCUCGAGUCCGAUGUUGCCAGCCCCCGGCCUCACCGCCCGCACAGCUCCGGCGCCGACUCAUUUCACGCCAUGCCGGAUGCCCCGCAAGGUUGUGGUUCCCCCUCGGAGGCCCUCGGGCUUGUAAGUACGAGCUCGCGCUCCAGGGAUGGUCAUCGUGGGUCUACGUUUGACUCGGGGUCUUCGAAGCGGACAUCAACUACGGCCUUGACACAACUAACCGCGGGCGAUUUGCGGCUGAAUGGCGCCAAUGGCAAGACAGAUUGGGACAUGAUGGCAGACGCCUUUCCAGGGACCGACGCCAGCGUAUUUCCCAUGGGGGGACAGACAUUUGAGUUUCUAAACGGGCGUGGCGCCCCCGCGCAGUCCCGGAUGCAAAGUCCAAUGGACAGUCCUAGUCCAUUUGGGUCUGCUCUCACUGCGCUAUCUCCUGAAGCUAUCAUGGCCUCUCCGCCGCCUGGCGAUGAGAGCUACCUGGUAAGUUUGCACGGGGCACGUGCCGUUUCUUGCAUGCUGACCAGCCCGAAGCCAUUCACCUUUAAAGCGCCAGGACUGCGGCAGGAUGCGACAGCAGAAGGGCCGUUAUGUAUGCGCCCAUCUCAAGCGCCGGUGGCGCUGAAGUACGAAUUCCACGGCUCACAGGAAGCAGGCGCCGGGUCGACAAGCAUAGCUGGGUUCAUGGACGCCCUCUAUCCGAACACAGGUCAACUCGCCGCAGGGGGCCCGUUCUUCCCGAAUAACGGCCACAUGCCCCCGGUCGACUAUCAGCCAUAUGGCCCCGGACCGUACACAUUAGAAGUCGGUGCCACAAAUACCAAAUCCCGAGUUGAGACGCAGAUUACGAUCAAGCUCAGGCUCCCGCAGCUCCCGCUUGGGGUCACAAAGGUCCAUCUUCCCAAACAUACGAUCAGCAAGCCCAAAUUCUGGACAAAGCCGCCCCCGCAACCGUCACCAGAUACGCUCGAGCUGCAUGUGACGCUUGUUUGUACAAGCGCGAUGCAGGUGCAACAACAGAGAACGGCGGCUUUACAGCGGGCACAAACGGCUGCAGGGUUACGAAAGAAAAAUGAGAGCACAAAGUCGGAAGAGGAGGUCGAAGAGGUGAAAACGCAGGAGGGUGGCGAGGUUCAAAUCUGCGAGAAUUGCAUAGGCCGAGAACGAAAACGCGCGGGUCGCAAGAAGUCGAAGCACCCGCAGGACGAAGAGGCUUGGAGGCAGGACGAGGCGAAGCGAGUGAUCGUUUUCAACACGCAAGAAAUCAAGGAGUGGGCCUUGCAGAAUCACCCCGAGACCGGCUCCCGGAGGUAUUGGCAGGUGGAGGCACCCAUGAGAAUUGCCUGUUAUUGUCGACACCACGCCGAAAAGCAGGGGUUCCAGAUCAUCUUCACCUUGACCGACCAUCUUGGCAAGCUUGUCGCCCAGACCAUGUCCGAGUCCAUAAUGAUCACCGACGAUCACAAGACGACGAGCCCCAAUCCGAUCUCGAAGCCCGCUUCCGGAAUGCCGGCCGCAAUGCUCACCCCGCGGGAAGAGCUGCCCAUACAAGUCGCUCCGGGCCCCGGGCCUUCGUUGGAGUCAUCCCCGAGCCUUGACUUGCAGGCCGCAAGACGGAGUUCCUCAAGCUCGACGCCCAUCUCGGCAGUGCCGCCAGAGCAACUUCAGCCAUCAUUUACCGCUCAACAUCUCUCCCGCCCCGCGUCCCCUUCGUUCUCCACCGGGCCAGCGAAACGUCGGAGAGCCAACAACUCGACGUCAAAAAUACCCAGCGACUUGGCCAUGACGCCGCUUGAUACAUCGUUUUUAUCCGCUCCCCGGAUGCCUAAUUCCUCUACGAAUUCCAACAUGGUCACCCCGGCAUCAUCGUCGUUCUCCCCGACACCUCCCCCCUCGUUCCCGCCACCCGCGGAGCUACAAUUGUUUGGUCCUAGUCCUGCCAUGCCAGAUGUAUCGACGAGUCCGUUCGGGAACAAUCCGCUCUCAGGUGGCAACAACGGACAGCUUCUUUCGCCCAACCCGACCAGGGCGCCUAGCCUGGCCAACCUAGCCAUCUCUAUGUUUGGCCCGCCUUCGUCAGGCCGACAUAAUCCAGCUGUCUCCCCGGCUGCUGCUCCUGCUCCGCCCCGCCACGCACCACACACCGCCGCCGGCCAAGGGAGGAAUCAACAACCCCAGACGCAAAGGGCCAUUUUCAAGGUCAUCCCUGGCGAGGGCCCUGUCGCUGGCGGCAUCGAAGUUACCUUGAUGGGCCAAGGAUUCGAAGCUGGGAUGCAGGUUAUGUUUGGCGACAAGCAAGCGCCGGGUACUAUGUACUGGUCAUCGGAGAGUCUCGUGUGCUUGCUGCCUCCCUCCGAGAUGGCUGGUAUGGUACCUGUUACCAUCAGAGGCCUGAACUUGGGCCCUCAGUGGUUCCGAUACGUGGAUGAUAGCGAGCAGCAGUUGCUUCGCACCGCGCUCAUGAUCCUCGGCAACAAGAUGACGGGUGGAUACGAGGACCCGACCGAAUUCGCCCGUCGAAUUAUCAAGGAAUCCUCGAGUGGUUACCCCUCGGGUGGCGGUGACAUGUCCGGCGCAGAAGGCUCCUCUAACCAUGCCAUGGACAACUUUGAGAACCACCUUCUCAAGCUAAUGGAGCUGAUGGACCUUAGCAACAGCACUCGGAAGCCGCGGCUUAAUCUCAGGCGGAGGGUAACAGGCCAAACCAUGCUGCACUUGGCCUGUAAGAUGGGCCUGCACCGCUUCGUCGCCGGUCUCCUAGCGCGAGGCGCAAAUCCAGACCCGCGCGACAACGGCGGCUACACGGCAUUGCACAUGGCAUCCAUGAGCAACCAGCCCCAGAUUGUCCGGCUCCUGAUCGCCCAUGGGGCAGACCCAACGCUACGGACUUUGUCAGGCUUGACGGCUGUUGAUGUCGCCAAGUCAAAGGAGGUAGUGCGCAUCAUCCACCGCUUCGAACAGCAUCGACGAUCACAAAGUGACAGUUCGUCGCACAGCCGCGUCAACAGUGUCGCCAGCUUCAAGUCAAUUCGGGCGGCUGUGUCCCAAGAAAUCGCUGAUACGUCAAGCGAUGAGCCCGGGCCGGAGGCGGAGAGCUCAGAGGAGUAUUCGGAAGCCUACUCAUCGGAUAUCCCGGAGGAGGCCGGAGCUGCCGAUCAAACGGAGCUUCGCAUUCGCCGGAAGAGCGCUGUCAACACGCCCGCCCGCGCGAGGAGCCCCUCUCGUCCCCGACGACGAGGUACCGACGCAACGGGUGCUCUUAUGGCCGCGAUCAAGGAGCAAGUUGCGGCUCAGUUCCAGCAGCUCCAUCAGAGAAUGGAGCCGCACCUGCAAUACCUGCCGCAACUACCUCAGCUUCCCCAGCUUCCUCAGUUGCCCCAGUUCCCUCAAUUCGCGCAGCUGCCCAACUUCCCCCAGAUCCCCAACAUGCCCCCGCUUCCCGAGUAUCAAAACCAGGUCCUACAGCGGCUUGCAACUAUGAUUGGCGGCGCCAGGCCAGAGCCGGGCGUAGAUGGACCCCAGAACAGGGGCGCCGAGAGCACCUGGCAGUACCUGUCACCCUUCGCCGCUAAGGCCACCGCAGCCCCCCCGGCCUACGACGAGCUCUUCCCUCACCAAGGCGACCUGGACACGAAACGAUCAUCUGCCGCCCAAGCAGCCGUCGACGCCGCGGCAGACUCCAAAUGCGCCACGCUGUUCGACCAGGCAGAGACUUCGGCCUCAGCAAGCGCCGAAACCGACAUCGCGGUCGCGGAGGAUACUGCCGAGGAGUCGGAAGGCCAAGAGAUCCCCGCACUGUUGCAGAUCGGUCGCAAGGAUGCCAUCACCCAAGAGCAGCAGGCCACGCUCCGGCGAGCGCACGCGCAGAAUCUGAAGAAGUUGAGCUGGGACCGGAACCUCUUCUUCGUCUGGAUUCCGCUGCUCAUCCUCAUGAUCGGUGCCAUGGUCUACCAUGGCAUGCCGGGUUUUGUCGGGAAGACCCGCAACCCGAUCUCGUUUGUCCCGAAGGCGCAGGUCGAGGUGCCUGUGGCUGUUCCUGCUGCUGAUGUGCACCAUGCGGCGGGCGUUCCUGGGGCUGUUGCUGCUGCGGCGGUGUAG
Molecule: messenger RNA, 4203 nt
Organism: Chaetomium globosum CBS 148.51
Lineage: Eukaryota; Fungi; Ascomycota; Sordariomycetes; Sordariales; Chaetomiaceae
Exons: 2
Coding region: 1-4203 (1400 amino acids)
Molecular function (GO): protein binding
Source: RefSeq, a predicted model, not a curated record